AAAUCCACUAAAGGAAAAGAAAAAAGUGAACACUAAGCAAUGGUAUUUUCUAUUUAUUCAGAACAAAUGGUAUCCAACAGGCAUCAACGUAGACUCCUUCUCUUUAUUAUAAUAAUCGUGAUAGUCUUUACAGCGACGUGGUAUUUAAGGUCUUCUAAUACAAAUUAUAUGAACUUGUAUGCAUCUGUAAGAAGCAGUUCAAACCUGGGACAGAAUUCCUUAGUCAUAGACAGCUUUGAUCAUCGAAUAGGCGUCGAAAAGGAAUGGUUUAUUAAAACUUGUCUGCAAGCAGAUGACAGUGAUAAACUUAGUAUAGAAAAUUUAUUUGGAACAAUCAAGAAUUUAAGACUGGCCAAAGAUAGCACAUGCAAACAAGUUUACAAGUUGUUCCAUUCAAUUUAUGAACUAAAAACAAGUACAAGCAAUGUUUAUAUUAACAAUGUCUUUGCUAAAAAGGUAUUGAGGUGGUUUAAUGGAAAUAAACACCUCUUAGAAGAAACAAAAACACAGCACUUGAUGUUUGUCAAUAAUCGCUACACACAAGAGAGUACAGUUUUUAAUCCAUUGAGAGCAAAAAGACCUGGAGCAGGAGGAGGUGGUGGACCUGAAGUCAAGAAAGCUGUGGAUGAAAUGAUUGCAAAAUCUAGUAAAGAUUGUGACUUCUGCAAUUUUAGAAAUAUGACAGCGAAAGAUCCAUUCGGAAGUAUAGAAUCUAAGUAUGCUGUUUCAGUUUCAAACACUUUCAAGAUAGAGAAAUUUCAUGGCCUAAUAUUAUGGAAGCAUCACAAUCCAAUGGAAUUCAAUGAAGAACAGUUUCUUGAUUUAAUGGACGUCGCUCAAAAAUGGUUUGUCAAGGCACACAACGCAGAUAAAGAGUAUUCGUAUCCUCAUAUUUACUGGGAUGUUCUGAGUAAAGCAAGUGCGAGCCAGCCACACCCGCAUCUUCAUGUUAACCUUGCCUCGGGACAGUAUUACGCAAAGUGGGCUCGUCUUCACGAGGCAGCGAUCUCCUACUCGAGAAAUCAUCAAGGAGCAAACUACUUCACUCAUCUCGUUAAGGUACACAGCUUGUUGGGUCUUACGGUUCACUUUGGAGAGGCUACAGCAAUGGCGUAUGUGACGCCACAGGCUUCCCACGAAGUGAUGCUCAUCAGCAAACGGCCUGGUAAUGAUAUAUUUCGCCUAUUGUUUUACACGAUGAGAGCUUACAUUGAUGACAUGGGACUGUAUGCCAUGAGCGCAGGCAUGGUUUUUCCAAAGAUGAUCCCAAAACCUGAGAAUGGUGAUCUUCCUAUGAUAAUGAGAGUCGUUUACAGAGGAGCACUUACAUCGAGUCGCGCUGACAUAAGUUCUAUCGAGCUUUUUGGCACGCCUAACGUUAACGUUGACCCAUAUAGCGUUGUCAAGUCUAUACGAAGGACCAUGGCCAAGCACAAUGCAGUAGAAUCAUAAACGAAUGUAAGGUAAUCAACACCACCUGAGUGAUUUACUACUAACAACAUCAUGGUAUUAACAAGAUCAUUUGUUAUUCUGGGUCACUUGGUGUUUUUAAGCAUUUUGGAUAUUUUAAAAAGGAUUUUUAAUGUUACAUUUUGGCUAUAUUGAUUGGUAUGAGAAUUACGCGGUAAGCUCCAAAUCACAUGGUUUACAGAAUUUGGAGGAUUUAUAUAUUUACGGUAGCAAGUACUGGAUUGGCUAGCUUAGGUCACGUGACAAGCUCAAGACAAUCAGUUCCAACGUCUUUGCGGAUAUUUCGUAAUUAUAAUCUCAUUGGAUGGCGGCUUAGAUCACUUGUCAAGCUCAAGUCCACUUGGAAAAAAUUGUGAGGAAUUUCCAUACUUUUCUUCCAAUUAUGACGUCAUUUUAUCGCCGGCUGCGGAAAUUACCAACACCAAAGGAACAAUACUCAAGAGAAAGACGCGUGGUCUUAAAUGAGAAAACAUAACGCUCACUUACGGCAAGAGGGUUCAUUUAUUCCUUACUAGCUUUGGAGCAUCUAUUUUGAACAACCAUCAGAGAAGCUAGAUAAACCUGACUUAUCUUCACAAAACCAUCCUUUCUUCCAAUUAUGACGUCAUUUUAUUGGCUGCUGGCCGGGCUUCUGGAGAAGUUGGGAUAUGGUUAGAAUAACCAGUUCCCGAAGCUUUUCACAGUUUUUUGUUGGCUGCCUACAACGUUAUGACAUGGAUGACAUACCUCAAAAUUUGCACGUUUUUGAUUGGAUAAGCAGGAUCACGGAAUAUGUGAUCAACUUUAUUGGGGCUUUUUACGUUUCCAGAUGAAAGACCAACGAGAGACUCGUAAAUAAAGCACAUUUCUGAAUUGUUUUCGCGGAUACCCCAAACCAACGUGGUUGGAACUUGGUUGAAAUUAAAACUGACAAACUGAUAUUAUUUAUAGUUUAUGUUCAAAAAUUUAAAUCUUUGUAAAUAUGAUUCUGAUUGCAGUGAAUUAUUUUUCCACCAUCUCUUUUAACAAGAAAUCCACCGUCAUACAGCCCAUGCUUAUUAACUAUUAAAACAAAAUCAAGGAUAUGGAAA
Molecule: messenger RNA, 2540 nt
Organism: Actinia tenebrosa (Australian red waratah sea anemone)
Lineage: Eukaryota; Metazoa; Cnidaria; Anthozoa; Actiniaria; Actiniidae
Source: RefSeq, a predicted model, not a curated record